Ipomoea nil (Japanese morning glory) is the source of this 981-nucleotide messenger RNA. RefSeq lists its product as uncharacterized. Lineage: Eukaryota; Viridiplantae; Streptophyta; Magnoliopsida; Solanales; Convolvulaceae. The record is from RefSeq and is a predicted model, not a curated record. The transcript is spliced from 2 exons. Bases 168 to 629 code for a protein of 153 amino acids.
GACUCUCCCCUCUCUCACUCCCCUUCGCUAGUCUUCUCUCUCUCUCUCUCUCACUCUCGAGCUCGAUGUCGAGAAAUCUCUAAUCUCCGCUUUCUCUUCUUCUUCUUUGACUUCUAGCGCCAUAGCUACUAUACUCGAGAUAAGGUGAUACAGUGAUAGAGAGAGAAAUGUUGUUGGGAAAGAGAGCGAGGCAGUCCAUGAAUAGAACCACAAGCAUGACGGAGUUCACGUUGGAUCUCGGCAUCGAAGAGGCCUCGAUGGCGGCGGCAUCGGCUAAUAAUUUCGAGGCGUUUGAUCCUCAUAACGCCUUCAAGGCCGGAGGCGCGCUCCGGCCGCCGGCCUCCGAUGCCGUAACCGUCAGAACCCUGAAUCGUCGGAGGUCGGCAGAUUUCGCCGCCGAAACAACCGCCCAUUUUCUGAGGGCUUGUUCUCUCUGUAAACGCUGCCUGAUCCCCGAUCGUGAUAUCUACAUGUAUAGAGGAGAUAGUGCAUUUUGCAGCCUAGAGUGCAGGCAAAAACAGAUGUCUCAGGACGAGAGAAAAGAGAAAUAUCUACUGAUGAAUUCUAACAAGAAGGAAACCGCAACAACCAGCUCCGCCGCCGCCGAAUCCGAAGCCGCCGCCGUGUAGAUUAGUAGUGGUAUAAAAUAGUGGACCGCUACGAAUCAAAGACGAUAAAUAUAUGCGUACGAUGCGUUAUGUGGUUCUAACGAGUAUUGGAGGUUUUGCAGAAAUAAAAGAAAAUGUUAUUUUCACGUGGAUCCAACACCAUGUAAUAUUCAUGGCCACAUAUUUAAAUUGUAUAAUGCGUCCCAGGCCAGCUGAUGAUGAUGUUAAUUAUUGCUUUAAUUUUGAGAAUGUAUGCAUGGAUCGGAGUUACUGAAAAUGCCUGCCAGAUUUUAUAUAUGUCUCGUAUGCUAAAAUAGUGUGUUUCAUAUGCCGUCACGUAACAUUUUUCAUAUAAUAAAGCCUUAGUUUCUUC